GAGAGCGCCCCCAGUGUGCUGGCUAAGAGGAGGUGAAGGCUAUUUGGAUAAUGAUGCUGCUGCACUAGCAUUAGUCACACACAUACACACAUGCGAUUAACACUAAGAAGAUAUGCUUUUGUCUUCCGGUUAGGCAGCAACUUUAUCGGCGAACUGUCAACAGGAACCUCUUACUAUCUCAAACCCAAAACACAACCUGUUUCUUUUCUACAUUUUACCCGGAAGCUCGCCAUGCAGUCGGUUGGGAAUGUGAGCGGAGACUCGGACUUGGAAAGAGUCCACACACCAGAACCGAAGCUUUUCACCGACAUGCCUCCGACGAGCACCGGUGUUGAGAAAAUGCCAACGGGCUACGAAUUGCGCCUUCUCGUCCACGAAAGAACCUCAAGAAGCCCUAGUCCUUUGUUGGGGUCCAACUGUGAUGACGACUCAGAGGCAGAGUCAUUCAAGGGCGGCAGGACUGAGGAAGUGGACCGGGACACGAAGGAGAGGGCGUUUUCUUGGUGUCGAGAUUUCCUAGCUGGAGCUUGGAAGACGAUCCAACUAGUUGAUUUUCAAAUUAGCAUCGUCAGCGGUGGAUUGAGUAAUCUGCUGUACCUGUGCAGCUUGCCUGAAAAUGUGAAUACUGUAGGGGAGGAGCCUCGCCAAGUGCUCCUCAGAGUCUAUGGUGCCAUCCUACAGGUGGAUAUGGACCAACAGAAUCCAGAUAUAAAGCAGAUUAUGGAGUUAAUUGUUUUUUGUUUUUUUUUUUUGCUACAGGGAGUGGACUCUUUGGUGUUGGAGAGCGUCAUGUUCGCCAUACUGGCAGAACGUACUUUAGGCCCCAAACUGUACGGCAUCUUUCCACAAGGACGCCUGGAGCAGUAUUUUCCAAAUACCCGCAUGCGCACAGACCAACUGUCAGACCCCAAUAUCUCCACUGAGAUUGCCACAAAGAUGGCGCGGUUUCACGAAAUGGUUAUGCCAUUUAACAAAGAGCCCACUUGGCUGUUUGGGACCAUUAAUAAAUACAUGGAUCAAGUGUUGACGUUGAGCUUUACACGCGACGCCCAUGUGAAGAAGUACAAAAAGCUGAUGAAGCUCAACCUACCAGCUGAGCUCAAGAACCUUCGUGAAUUACUGGCAGCGACUCCAUCACCUGUGGUAUUCUGCCACAAUGAUGUCCAAGAAGGUAACAUUCUGAUCCUGCACAAAGGGGAUCAAACGUCAACAGACAGAUUGAUGCUGAUCGACUUUGAAUACAGCAGCUACAACUACAGGGGCUUUGAUUUUGGGAACCAUUUCUGCGAGUGGAUGUAUGACUACACCUACAACAAGUGGCCUUUCUACAAAGCCACACCAGAUGAUUACCCCAGCAGAGAGCAACAGCUUAUUUUCAUCAGAAGUUACUUGAAUGAGCUGAGAGGAGAAGGCAGUGGCGACAAUGUAGACCAAAGGCAGAUAGAGGAGGACAUGAUUAUUGAAGCCAAUAGGUACGCAUUAGCAUCACACUUCCUGUGGGGCCUGUGGUCUAUCAUCCAAGCAAAGCUCUCUAAGAUUGAGUUUGGCUACAUGGACUAUGCCCAGUCCCGUUUUGAUGCCUACUUCAAGCAGAAGAAGCUCUACUCCUAAAAAAAAAACAAAAGAAAAACUUGCACUCAUCUGAAUAUCUCCAACCUGGCCGCUAAAAACUUCCCAUAUUUGCAUUCAGGUGAUCCAUUGCUAAGUUAAAACAAUCCACCGGUAGGGCUGAAAAUGGUAUCCACAAUUUCUUUUUUUUUAUGCACUUCACUUCUGUGGACCACUUUUUGAUAUUAGCAAUUGUCUCUUUUGUCAGCAUGUAAAGGUUUGUUUAGAAUUUCAGCAACUAAAAUGGUACUCUUGAGUUCAUUGUGGAAGGUAUUUUAGUUUUUACAUUCGAUUCUACCUCACUUGCUUUAACGGCUAUUCCGCCCAAAAUUCACUAGAGGUACCUUCACCUUCUAGAUGAAGGAACACAUGGAAGAACUCACAAGUGUAGUAAAAUAAACAUUUCAGAAUUUGGAAGAUAGGCUAUUCUGAAUGAAGGAGUAUUUGGGCCACACACUGGGGGGAUAUUAUUGAAGUUUUGCAAGAAAAAAAAAUCUACGUAUAUAUAUGUAUAAUAAGUAAUAUGUAAUAAUUAUUUUCUAAACAUAUAUAGUUAAGUUGGAAUUUUACAUGGAAAUAUUACAUAAUACAUGAAGAAGUUGUUUUUUUGAGAUAAAGUAUUUUGCAAUUUGCUGAGAAAAAAGCAAAACUAAUAAAAUAAUAAUUCUAUAAUUUAUUAAUGAUUCUAUCAGACUUACUAUUGUGCCGGAGAGAGAAAUGUCUGCUCAGAUAUUCUAAGCAUAAUCAUACACCGAUGUUAAAUGUUUUUGCAUAUUUAUUCUGACUAUCUACCUACCAUAAAUUCAUAUAUGGCAGGCGCAAAAUAUAAACCUGUGCUCGUCUGGGACUGUUUUAAUUUUAGUUGCUGAAAUUGCAACUUUAUUCUCACAAUAACUUUUUAAAAUUAUACAGUACAUAUUUACAGCAUUUUCUCUCAAUAUUACAGCUUUAUUGUCAUAAUAGUAGAUAUUUUUUUCUUGUAAUUUUACAUAUAUUGAUCCCUUGUGUGGCCCUUGUGUAGCUGUAAAGAAUACUGCACAAUUUUGUACAGAUUAUUUAAGAUGACUGUAUUGAAAGAAAUGUAACUGUCCAAAUUUGAAUAAGAAGACAAAAAACGUACGCUGCUUCGUGAGCCUUGUGUUGCAACUGUGUGGUAUUGACAUAUUUGCUUUAAAAUAUUUCAACUGAUUCUGAGGUUUAGGAUCGUAUGUUUUCUUUCCUUUUUUUUGUUGUUGUUGCAUCUGAUCAGCUUUACGUAUGAUUUGUUGUAUUUUUUUCAACAGAAGCACUAGCUUCUUCACAAAGAAGAAACAAAAAAUUUAAAUUAUAUCUGGGUUUCAAACAUAAAAGGUGUUUUGACUGUGUCAUCUGUCAUCUAAUUUUAUGCUAAUAAACUACGUCUAUAUUGCA
Doryrhamphus excisus (bluestripe pipefish) is the source of this 3018-nucleotide messenger RNA. Lineage: Eukaryota; Metazoa; Chordata; Actinopteri; Syngnathiformes; Syngnathidae. The record is from RefSeq and is a predicted model, not a curated record.